AUGGUAGCAACAAAUAGUAAAGGUAGUAUUAGUAAUAAAUUAAGUGUAAAAUUAGUUAUUCUUAUGUCACAUUUGUAUCGACGUGAUGAUAAACAUGUUAAAAAAGAAAGUUUAAAACGAAUUAGUAAAGAUGUAACAUUAUUAAAUGACUGUGUUGGUGAUGAAGUUGAACGUGUAGUUAAUGAAGUUAUUAUACUUAAAAAUCUUCGAUUUUAUCUUUAA
Rotaria sordida is the source of this 222-nucleotide messenger RNA. The record is from the annotation of a GenBank genome assembly. NCBI's taxonomy places the organism in Eukaryota, Metazoa, Rotifera, Eurotatoria, Philodinida, Philodinidae.